Phytophthora sojae is the source of this 2682-nucleotide messenger RNA. RefSeq lists its product as hypothetical. The transcript is spliced from 12 exons. The record is from RefSeq and is a predicted model, not a curated record. NCBI's taxonomy places the organism in Eukaryota, Oomycota, Peronosporomycetes, Peronosporales, Peronosporaceae. The coding region runs from base 1 to 2682 and encodes 893 amino acids.
AUGGUGCAGGUGUCCAAGCCCCUGGUGAUCGCCGGCGUGUCCGCCGUGGCGGCCGCCGCCCUCCUCGCCUUCGCGCUCGUGCGCGGCAACAGCUCCAGCGACGCCAAGAAGCAGGCCCAGCAGGAGGACGGCGUGCGCGAGGUGCCCAACCUGCACAAGGAGCAGCUCCUGAGCAUCCUCGAGACCAUUUGCACGCAGAUGGGCCAGGUCGUGAUGCAGCUGGCCAAGCUCGAGGCCAAGAUCCGCCAGGAGUCGUCCCAGAGCGGCCGCUCGCUGCCCGAGGACCAGCUGGCCUCGUACCUCAUGGGCCAGUUCGAGGAGGCCAUGAAGGCCAUCGAGUCGCAGGUCUACGCCAAGUUCCAGACCACGGAGGACGAGGUCAAGGUGGCCACCGAGUACUUCGAGGAGGACGGCGACAAGGACGUGGCCAACGCCGUGGCCAAGCUGCAGGAGCUCUACCGCGUCAUGACCGGCGGCGGCUUCAGCGACGUCGAGGUGCCCGCCGAGCUCACGCUCACCAAGUUCAUCGAGAUCAUGCAGGAGACCAUGGAGUCGCUCAACGUGGCCAUGGAGGAGGUCUGCCUCGAGGUCAAGGAGCUCAACCCGGACAACAAGGAGGAGGCCAUCAACCAGCGGUAUGUCAAGCGCGCAGACAACCUGUCGGCCGAGAUCCACGCCAAGCACGGCCUCACGCGCGAGGUGCUGCAGGCCGCCAUGAUGAAGUACCAGCAGGAGCCCGCCUUCCUCAUGGCCAUGACGGAGCUGCAGCAGCAGCAGGCCGAGCGCUUCGCGGCUGCCGCGGCCAUCUUCAACGGCGAGCGAAUUACUGCGGCUGCAGGCCAAGAAAUGUGCUCCCUGCUCCCCUUGCCGUCGCCUCGUCCUGAUAGAGAAGCGGCUUUAAGCUCCGUCUCGAGGCAUGAACCAGACGAAAGCGUCGAGAAAAUGUGGCGCUCCCAGUUCCGUGAUCGACAGCAGCCUUGUAUCGAAAGUGGCCGUGUGGACCGGACGAAGGUGCUGCACAAUAUGAAGGAAAAGCGGCAGCACGGGGAUGACGAGGACUCGCCGCUGUUCCUUUGGGGUUUACCUCGCGAGCACAUUCUCGAGUUUGUCCGUCAAUCGUUGCUGCCUUCUUCAUGGGCAAUCCACAAGUUCAUAGCUGAACUCCGUGCUGAUCCAAGUCUAUGGGCAGCGUUCCAACGGGAUAUCGAGCAAAUUCAACACCAACAUCGUCUGAAAAUACGCGAGAACAAGGACCGCGCUAGAACCCCCAGGUCAAUCGAAGCGCACGAGCUCAGGAAGAAACAAGCCGCGGAGAGAAUGGAGCGUACUCAGCGACAGCGGGAGCAGAUUGUUCAGCUAGAAGACGAGCGACUGGCAGCAAAACGCGAGGCCUAUCUACGCCGUGUAAACCCCACGAGGCAACUAUCAGCCGCGGAGCUGGAGUUGACAGUUCGCUAUCGCCGACGCAAGAUGUGGCUGCACGUCGUGUCUUUCGCUGCGAUCUCGCAUCGAUGGCACAAGCAGCUCCAGCACACCAAACACGUAAUGCUCAUGGCGAGGAUCGAACGCACCGCAGCAUCCACGAUCCAGAAGAUUUGGCGUAGAUGGAAAUGGCAGCACGCGUCCAAGCACACGGUCGUGAUCUACACGUGGCUGCGCAAAUGCAUGUGGAAAUUGCUGCUGCGAGUGCGUUGUCGUCGCAAGACACGGCAUGCAACUCUGCUGCGGCAGUUCAUGGUCGACCACUUCACGGAGAGUCACGCCACACGAAACUUUAACCGGAUGAUGGUCCAGUGGCGCAGCAAAGUCAUCCGCGCUCAGAAGGCCGGCAUGUCCUUUAUCCAUUGCAACCGGGCUCGAAUGCAAGCGCUGUCCAUCUGGUGGGACGAAGUGGAUCACGAGCGACAGCGUAUGGACCGCCAGCAGAACAGCAACAUUGACGACGGUAGACGACUCACGACUCGACAAUCUUCCGGUCGCAACCUUCUAGGCCCUGCUCCUGGGUCCGCAGGGUCAAGCCGAAAGAGUUUCUCUCGAGCAGGCUCCAUUGCGAUACUAGGAGGGAUGGACGAGAAGCUGGCCACUAUGCAGAUGCUUCUCACCCCCAUCGAGCUUCAGCGUCUGCAGCAAAAUUCAGUUCAAGUUGUGAAAAUCCCCAAAAGCAUCAAGAUUCGACUGCUGACGGAGCUCCUGACCAACGCAAGGAAGGACUUCAGACGCAGACAACAAGCGUACAAGGAAAUGAUGCUCUGCGCAAGCUACGCCAGAGAAGUAAAGCUGGAGGAAGCUCGUGCCAUUGUGCAGAGCUCUGUGAAGGCUGCGGACAGCAGUCGAAGCAUGACGCGUACAGCCAGCGUGAGUCGGAACAUGAACCCUCCUCCGUGCUUCUUGCUCUUCUCAGACCCCAACGGAGCCAAGACGAUGGAGGCACUUUCGCCUCAUUCCUCUCCUCGCCGACCUUCAGUAUCUUUCUCGGGAGCUGCAGUGUUGUCGGGUAACUCGGCUCCGUCAGCUUCACCAUCGGUUUUGCCUUCUCCGAGGUACAGCAUCCUGAAAAAGCCCACGCAGAGAAAUCUCUUCGCCCCAUCCGUCGUGUUCCCACCGUCGGUGCUCGCUGUCUCCACUGACAAGCCAAGCACGCCACCCACUCAAGCGACACCAAGCUCCGCUACACACCGCUGA